GUGGCGGGCAGCGGUGAUAGUGGUAACGUCGCCUGUGUUGUGUGCAUUAAUUAAAGCAGGCGGUAUUGAGAAGGCCACGGAGAGAAUCCCACCAUAAACAAAAGUGCGAAAACUUACUGAACCGAUCCCUGGCGUGCCACUCCCAGGACGAGCUGGGGAAGGGGGGUGACGGUGGUGACUCUUCCCCCUACUCGACCCCCUUAAAUGAAAGAAGAGAAAAAAAAAGAACUUAGCGAGACGUACCUGCCGCUGUAAUGGAAUUCGAUAAAGUGUGCUAAAAAUAGAACCACUUGUAGGACGGGUGAGCCAAACAAGUGGUUGCAGGGCACAGUCAGGUCUCGCUGCUUAACAUCCUAUUACUUCUCCACAAUUACUGAUUAAUUGAAAUGUAGAUGUAGAUUGCGUUGAGGUAGAAUAGAGACCCAAAGAGAAAAAUAUAGUGUUUAAUAAGAUAAAAAGAAUAGACUCGAGUGAUCACGUGACAGGUCAUGGUCGAGCUUGGGACGAGAUCGUGUCAUCGUCCUUUUUUUUAAGUCCAGAUGAGAGAGAGAAUCGGGAAAGAGAUCUCUCGCAAGUGAACCACGCCUGGAAGUAUAAAUUUAUUUCUCUAUCUGUUUUGUAUUAGGUUAUUUGUUUUUUCUAAUCGUGUGAAGUAGUUCCGCGCCGCCAGCAUGUUGGUGGCGAUCCCCGAAGUGCCGGAGACGAGCCACCAGCAGGCCACCGCGCCGACCUCCAGCGCCGUCAUCACCACCACCACCACCAGCGCCAACCACAGUCUCCCGCUCAAGCACUGCGGUGUCCUCCUCAAUGGGGGUCUGGAGUCGGCCGCCGGGGGGGACGCCGCUCCCCCAGGUGACGCCGAGGGAGCGGGGGUGGGGGAGGCCAUGAUAAAAAGAGAGAUGAAGCCGCCGAUUUCGGCCGCGAUCCCGAAGUCUCGUAAUCACCGGCGUACGCCACCCACUCCCCCUGCCCUCUCCCCCUCCCCCCCGGCUCUGACUCCGCCUCCUAACAUGACGUCACAGACCUCGGUUACGCCCCCGAUGCAGACCGACUUAGCUACAGUUCUGCUGGAAAUCUUGCGUAGGCUUUUAGAACGUCCAAAAACAGCCCUCGGAGGACCGGAGGCUGACAAGGAAAAUCCCUUGAAAAUCCUCGAAGUUAUUGCAAAAUGUGACGCGCGAAUCGACAUUAAAAAAAGUUCAAGAAUACCAGAAGUCCUUCGAGAAGGCCAUAAGCAGACGAGAGAGAAUUAUAUAAGAGGAGAGCGGAGGCAUUCUGCGGCGCUCCUCCGGCCCGUGUGCUGA
This is a messenger RNA of Penaeus indicus, 1304 nucleotides long. RefSeq lists its product as uncharacterized. The record is from RefSeq and is a predicted model, not a curated record. The transcript has 5 exons. Bases 672 to 1304 code for a protein of 210 amino acids. NCBI's taxonomy places the organism in Eukaryota, Metazoa, Arthropoda, Malacostraca, Decapoda, Penaeidae.